GUUUGUCUGCAACACUGCCAUUAGUGCCAUUGCCCUGAAGAUUUUUUAAAACGUUCCCAGUGUAAAAAAAAAUGCCUUGACAGUAUAAAUAAUGUUAGUGUAAGUCACUGCCUUAGUCAUGUAAAUCUUAAUAAGUAAUAGUUACCGUUCAAUACGUUUUAAUGUUUGAGGAAAUUCAUUUGGAUUUGUUUGUGUUAUUAAAAUGUAUAACUAAAACUUUUUUACUGUAACUUAAAGGCACCUCUUUUCAUUUCUGUGUAUUAUGCCAAACGCCUACAAAAUGGUCAAAAAAAAAACAAAACGGUUAGCUACUCAAGCAAUCGAUGAACCAGGUCGGUGUCCUCAAGCUUCUAUUAAAAAGUUCUGCACUGAGAAAAAAUUCAACAAGCGUAGGAAAAAAGGGCGAAUCAUUCAACAAAUACCUACGAUUGGCAUCUCUCAAAAUACUAAAAAAAAAUUAAAUAAAAGAGCACAUCAUAAACCUUUGACAUCUGUCCAAAAUGACUUAACUUUGUAUGAAAUCAAACCGUUAAGUCCAACAAAACUUUCCAUUUCUGUUAAAAAGUUUUACAGUAAUACAAAUUUUGAACGCUUAGAGGAUAAUUUGCAUUUUACCGGCAAAAGUAAAGCACUGUUAGCUGAUACUGAUUCUCAAGCUGAAAUCCGCAGUGGCGUCAAUUUCGAUCAAUCAACUAUUAAUAAUAAAAAAACAAUUAUUACAAAAAAUUGCCAUGAACUAAUAAAAUCCAAUGAACAGUCCAAAAUAAUAUUAAAACGUAAAAAACAAAAUGACAUGAAACCAGAGUUAAAUAAAGAUCAAAGUAAAAGUAUUAGAAAGUUCCAUAAAAGAGCUCUAACUGAAAGUGUGUUAGAAACUACAAAUAACAGUGGAAGUAAUCAAACGCACGCUAGUUCUGAUUUAUUGACAAAUGUUGUAUCAAAUACUGAGCAAACUAAUGCUAACCUUGUUGGAGAAUACCAAGUAACACAUUCAUCAACUAAUACACUUUCAAUAUCUGUUAAACGAUUUUAUAAGAGUAAUGUUCAAACUAAAGCAAAAGACUUAGAGAAAGUUAACAAAGAUAUGCCACUUGUUUCUGAUACCACAUAUAACUCAAAAGCAGAUAAUAUUCAAUCUCCAUCAUCUAGAUUUAGUAGUAGCCAUAAAAUAAGUCUAAAUGUCAAACACAUAAAUGAUUCAUCUAACAAUAAGCAACAAAAAGUAACUGCGUUUUUUCCGAUUCGAAGAAGUGCUCGUAAAACAAAAAAUGUAGUUAAUGAAGAGAAACAAAAAGCAUUAGAAAAGGCAAUCAUUUCACAGAAUGAAGAUGGAUUAGAGAUCACUGUAUUUCCUGAUAAAGGUCGUGGUAUCAUAGCUGGUCGAGAUUUUUCUCGUGGUGAAUUUGUUGUUGAAUACGCUGGUGAAUUAAUAACCAUUCAAGAAGCACGUAAAAGAGAAACAUUUUACUCUCAAGACACAGCAACAGGUUGUUACAUGUAUUAUUUCAAAUACGGUACAGUUCACUAUUGUAUUGAUGCUACAGAAGAGAGUAAAAGACUUGGCCGCCUUGUAAACCAUUCAAGAUUUGGCAAUUUGGGACCAAAAGUAGUAGAAAUUUCUGGAUUACCAAGAAUUGUAUUGAUUGCUAAAGGAGAUAUUAAACGAGGGGAAGAACUAACUUAUGACUAUGGCGAUCGUAGUAAAGAAUCAUUAGUUAACCAUCCUUGGCUAGCAUGUUAACUCAUCGUAUUUUAUUUAAAAGAAUUCAUGUUAUAUUUUUAUUAUUAUUUUUUUUUUUUUAUUGCACUGCCAACUAAAUUAAUAUGGUAUUUUAUAGUAAAUGGAUUGAUGGAAUAACAUAUUAUAUUACCAUGUUUACUGACACAUUAAAAUUUUAAACAAAACUUAUUUCUAAUUGUAAAUUGUUCUAUGUUCAAUUAUUUUUUUUCUUUUGAAAAUAUUGUAUUUCAAUUUUAGAACAAAUUUGUUGAUGUAAAUUUGUAUAUUAUUCUCAAAACCCUUUGGGAGUAAAGGAAUUCAGAUGUCAAUAUUAAUUUUUUUUUAUUAUUUUAAGGGUCAUUUGUGUAUUUGUCUGUUUGGAGGGCAGAUUAUUUCUGAUACGGAUAUUAUUAAUAAGUAACAGAGUAAUUCUGUCCUUCUCACCGGCAAUCUUACCCCGACUACCUGGACACUUAACAGAUAAUUUUUGUUUGUAAAUUUUCCAUUCAAUGAUAAUUUAUUUGAAUUAAAUCUUAGUAAAUGUAUUAACUAUUAAGUCAUAGUAAAAUAAUUAAUUAAUUGUUUGACCUAUUUGCGACUGUUAAUAUUUAGUAAAUAGUUUUAACUGCAACUAAUAUUCUGGAUAUUUUGAAAUAAGCUUAGAUGAUAGCUUCCUAUUAACUUACUUUUUAUUAAUGCCAUUUUGUUUUAAAAAAAAUAACUAAAAACAAAUUAUUUUUUUAUAUUUCAAAAAAAUAAUUGGUGUCAUUCAUCUAUUAUUAGUUUAAGCAAUUAAAAAAUAGUUAUUUAGAAUUUAUGACUGAAUAUUCGUCUUAUAAAAUUUUUGACCUUUGUACUCGAUAUAUUUAAAAAAAACUGUCAAUUUUUUUAAACACCAACAUGUUUUCCAGUAUACUUUUAAUAAGCUUAGCAUAAUUAUAAGUUAAAUGUGUUCUUAUAAUUAUAGUGAUAUAAUUUUUAAGGUGUGUUUGUUUUUAAUUGUUAUUGAUGUUGGUGUGAUUUUGUUUCAGUUGAAUUUUUUAUCGUGAAAUAC
Messenger RNA from Adelges cooleyi (spruce gall adelgid), 2774 nucleotides. It is a transcript of the gene Set8, whose product is annotated as N-lysine methyltransferase KMT5A-A. The transcript is spliced from 13 exons. Bases 263 to 1741 code for a protein of 492 amino acids. Gene Ontology annotation, molecular function: histone H4K20 methyltransferase activity; protein binding. The record is from RefSeq and is a predicted model, not a curated record. Lineage: Eukaryota; Metazoa; Arthropoda; Insecta; Hemiptera; Adelgidae.